AGAGAGAGAGAGAGAGAGAGAGAGAGAAACGGAACAGAAAACGGCACUUUUUAAUGCACGGUCUGAUCAUGCGCUGAUUUAAAUUCAAAUCUAGUGUAAUUAGCUUAGUUAUCAGUCACACAGUAACUUAACACAUAUACGUUUUUCUGUGUGUGUGUGUGUGUGUGUGUGUGUGUAUGAAAAAAACGAAGAGAAAGCAGGUGAGUCUGCCGGUCCAAUUUAUGAGCGGACAGAGCGGAUCACCGGAAAUCCUCUGAUGGUGCAAUUAUAUUGUGAUCACGUGACACAUUAUUUGCAAACUAACGAUGUGACAUUUGAACUAAUUUAGAACUAACCAAAACUAAUAUAGUACUAACCAAAACUAAUGUAAAACUAAUCACAACUAACGUAGAACUAACCACAAUUAACGUAGGCCUAUAACUAAUCACAAGUAAAGUAGAACUAACCAAAACUAAUUUAGAACUAGCCAAAACUAACGUACAACUAACCAAACUAACCAAAACUAACAUACAACUAACUACAAUUAAUUUAAGGUGUUCACAGCAAUAGAGGUGAAUACAACUGUUAGUUUCUAUUUGUAAAUGUAUCGAUUAGUGAAUCUCAAUCUAUAUAUUGAUUUCACUUUAAUAUUAUGGGCUAUUUUGUUUAGAUUCAUGACAGAAAAUCCCAGGUGUGUGUGUGUGUGUGUAAGAUAAAAAAAUAAGUCAACCUACACACUAUCUAUAUUGAAAAUUCAGUAUCAAGCCACCGAUUCCUAUUGCGCAUGUGCAAGAUUUGUUCGCGGCUGUGUCACCAUGGCAACGUUCACACGGACCGCCAAACGUAGCAACACAGACCUUGGAGAUUUCUACAGAUCUAAUGAUGAUAAGAAGAGAAACAUGAAAUCUGAUCAGACACGUGAUGCUAGACCAGGCGAUGAAGAUACACCCCAUAAUGUUUGGGACUCCUUAGAAUCAGACACUGAGAGCUUGGUGCAGGAAAAAGCUUACCAGAGAAAGCUUCAGAAGUGCAUAUUGAACGGUGUUGGUGAGAACAGUUCCUCUUAUAAUGACAAGUCUCAUAACAUCGAGAGAUCAGCGCAUGAAGAGGGCUGUGAUCCACAACCUGACAUCACUGAAACACAUGGAGGCCAAAACACUGACUCAUCAAGACGGAUGCCUCCUAGGGAUGAAUAUGCUGACUUGCGCUAUGAUCCAGACUGGAGAAAGAAGCUGGCAAGGUCUGAGUUUCUCCAAACGAACUUCUCCUUCGACUCCAACGGGGAUCCUGGAGUCACUCCGAGACACGCAGGACAUGUGUCCCCAAGGGAAAGACCUGAAUAUUUAAUAGUCCAUAGUCCUGUUACAUCUGAGAUGAACACUGUUCACCCCAAACCACUGCAGUCCUCCUUUCACCUCCAUCCACCAGAAGACCAAGACAGAGUGCUGUCAGUACUGCACAGCUCAUCUGCGUCCUUAGAGAGCAUGCCACAUUCAAAGUCAGAUAAAACCAUAAUGCCUAAGCACAGAAUUAACCACCAGCAAAGUGCUGCUAGAAUCUUUCCCUUUUCUUCUCCACGGCAGAAUCAAACCAUUGCUCAGGAACAAAAUAUUGACAAGCUUAACAUUGUAGCCAUGCAGAGGAGACACUCCGAAAACGUCAGACCAACCAAGCUGAGAGAGGACGUAGUGGAGCGCAAUAUAGCCACUCUGGGUAUGAACAGUCAUAAACAAGGGUCAUAUCUGAAAGCAUAUGAGCAAAGAGGAGGAAAACAAGAUGAUGCAAAUCAGUACUCCCUCUCUUUUUCUUCUUUCCAGCCCCUACAGUCGGCUGAGGACACUGCGAGCACUGACAGCCCAGGAAGCCCAGACAGUGCCCUCAACCCGGAGCUGAUGUGGAUACAAAAAACUCAAAAACUGAAGACCCACAACCAGAGUAAGCGCUUGGACAGAGCCAGGCCUCACAACCCCAGAACCAAACCCAGAGGUCACCUGAAUCAGCUAGUGGAGAAAAAGCAUUCGCAGACUCCCUCUGAAAAACAGACUCUCAGCUCACCUGACUCUGGCAGUGUCUCAGAUGGUUCUUUCUCAUCAGCUCCAUUGGUCAACCUUAACAUCAACCUCAACACCCCAGCCAAACUUGCUGAACCUUUUAUCCAUUCUGAGUCACAGAAGCAGCUCUACACACUUGUACUUCCUCCUUCACCACAGUGGAAGAUCAGGAAUGAUGAGUAUAACUCACGCUUCAAAGGGCCCAGUUAUAUUUUAUAUCUUCCUCUCCCUCCUGCUGGUACUGUGAACCAAGAGAGCAUACAAGUGACGAAUAAGAACAGCAUCAGAAUUUCUCCAACACCAUUUCAAGAAAGUUUUACCUCGAAUGCGCCUCAGCUAGUGGUGCAUCAUGGGGAGGAAAGUAGGGAUUCUGCUUAUACACGCCAAGCUUACAGUGGAGCCUAUCCAGUGCUUCCUCCAAUAGGCGGGUCUAACAACAGUGACACUGAGCUAUCCAGUGGCAGACCAGAGGAAGCUACAAAUACUAUGCACAGGAGCAGCUCAGAAGGGUACCUGGCACAGUUAGAGAAACAAAUACAGGCUAAAACAACUUAUAAGGCAUACACUCUGAAGGAAUAUAAGAGCUUGAAUCGGAAUGUAAAGCUGGGAGGUCUUGGUCCAUCCAACACUGUUGCUGAGGAUAUGGCUGAGAAAAUUAGACAACAGAAGCUGUAUUCAAAUGUGAUCCGUGAGCAGAACAAGAAGAUAAGUAGGAUUCCCUCUUUGCCGACCAAGAACCCAGUGGGCAGAGACAACAAGAACAACAUUCCCAGGAACAAGGCCCUGGAGUACGCCAAAACCAUCGCAAAACCGAAAGCACCUCAGCAACUAAAGGAGAGACCCAAAGACAAGACUGAGAGUGAGAGAGUGUUUGAGCACUCUGCUUAUCUCCAGUCAGGAGUCGAUCUCACCCAUAUGUCUACUUUAGAGAUGCUGAGGAAACGGCAUGAGCAGGAGAAACAGGUUGUGGCAGGCUUUACAAGCAUCCAAGGCAAGUCAUCUGCACCCUCCGUCAGCAGCCUUUAAAAAGGAAGCCCUUUGCACUAAACUGUAGAACUCAUAAGCAUAUAAGCAGUUUCUUCAAAUAAGUAUAUUUUAGUAAAAUGCAUGUUAUGUUGUCUGUUAUAUAUAUUUGUUUAUAAUAUCAAUAGAUUGUUAAUGUAUUGCAGUAUAUAUUGCCUAAUGUAUUGCGUUUUAUUUUUCUUACUCAUUUUCAUCUGUCACAAAAUAUAUCGUGUACAUUUGUGUGAUUUGAUUAAAUUAGAUUUUUACAUCCUUGGA
Ictalurus furcatus (blue catfish) is the source of this 3311-nucleotide messenger RNA. RefSeq names its product junctional cadherin complex regulator (gene jhy). Gene Ontology annotation, biological process: axoneme assembly. The record is from RefSeq and is a predicted model, not a curated record. Lineage: Eukaryota; Metazoa; Chordata; Actinopteri; Siluriformes; Ictaluridae. The coding region runs from base 795 to 3056 and encodes 753 amino acids. The transcript is spliced from 9 exons.